AUGUGCGGAAUUGUUGGGUGUCACCAUGUGCCAGACGCAAAAGCCUUCAAGCCUACUGCGCUGAAGAUGGUCAAGCAGUGCCGUCACAGAGGACCAGAUUGGAGUGGAAGCUUUUUGGCCAACAGCACAAUUCUUGCCCACGAACGUCUGAGUAUCGUCGGUGUCGACAGUGGAGCUCAGCCACUUACCAACAGCGAUGAGACUAUUGCCCUUGCCGUCAACGGUGAGAUCUACAACCACCGAGUCAUUCGAAAGACCCUCGAGACCCCAUACCACUUCAAGACUCACUCCGAUUGCGAGGUCAUAAUACCACUGUACAUGCGAUAUGGUAUCGAUGCGCCAAAGUACCUCGACGGAAUGUUCUCUUUCGUUCUCUAUGACAAGAAGGAAGACCGAGUCAUUGCAGCACGCGACCCAAUUGGAAUUACCAGCUUUUACCAAGGAUGGUCGAGCAAGAUGCCAGGAGCUGUAUUCUUUGCUUCUGAGCUGAAAUGCUUGCACUCUGUCUGCGACAAGAUUAUUGCCUUCCCUCCAGGUCAUGUCUAUGAUUCAAAAACCGACACAACUACCAGAUACUUUCAACCCUCAUGGUGGGAUCCAGCUAAGGUUCCUACUACGCCUGUUGACUACAAGCUGCUUCGUGAGACAUUCGAGAAGUCGGUACGAAAGCGAUUGAUGGCUGAAGUCCCAUACGGUGUGCUAUUGUCUGGUGGUCUUGACUCGAGUUUAGUCGCAUCAAUCGCCCAACGCGAGACUUUACGUCUGAAGGCGGCUGCUUUGGCGCAAAUGCAGAACGGUGAUUCGGAAACCAGCCGGGAAGACGAGGAUAAGGGAGAAGGCUUGGUUGGUAUCAGCGACGAUGGAAAGCUAUCCACUGUCACCUAUCUACCCCAGCUUAACUCUUUCUCAAUUGGUUUGCCCGAUGCACCCGAUACUAAGGCUGCCAAGGAGGUCGCAAAGUUCUUGGGAACCAAGCACCACGAUAUGACCUUCACUAUCGAGGAGGGCUUGAACGCUCUGACAGACGUCAUCUAUCAUUUGGAGUCAUAUGAUGUGACGACUAUCCGUGCCUCUACUCCUAUGUUCUUGCUCUCAAGAAAAAUCAAGGCUAUGGGUGUGAAGAUGGUUCUGAGUGGUGAAGGCAGUGAUGAGAUGUUUGGAGGUUACCUCUAUUUCCAUGCUGCUCCGACCAAGGAAGCAUUUCAUGAGGAAACAAUCCGAAGAGUCAAAAACUUACACUUGUCAGAUUGUCUGAGAGCCAACAAGUCCACUUCUGCUUGGGGUCUUGAGGCUCGUGUCCCAUUCUUGGAUAAGGAGUUUUUGGAAGUCGCAAUGAACAUUGAUCCUCAGGACAAGAUGAUUGUGAAGGGCGAGCGGAUGGAGAAGUACAUCAUGCGAAAAGCAUUUGAUGUCUCGGUCCUGGAGCCAGGAGCGAAGCCAUACCUACCCGAGAAGGUGUUGUGGAGACAAAAGGAGCAGUUCAGUGAUGGUGUUGGUUACGGAUGGAUCGAUGCUCUCAAGGACAACGCCGAACUCCAUGUCACUGAUGAAAUGAUGAAGAACCCCAAGCCAGAAUGGGGCAGCGAUAUCCCAGAUAGCAAGGAAGCCUAUUGGUACAGAACAAUGUUCGAUGAGCAUUUCCCACCGUCUUGUGCAGAGACUGUCGAACGCUGGACACCAACUUGGUCGAAACAGACUGAUCCCAGUGGAAGAGCCAUUGCCAUCCACAACCAGAAGUAUGAGGCUGGGGACGAAAAGAAAGAAGCAUGA
Molecule: messenger RNA, 1770 nt
Organism: Mollisia scopiformis
Lineage: Eukaryota; Fungi; Ascomycota; Leotiomycetes; Helotiales; Mollisiaceae
Product: asparagine synthase
Exons: 7
Coding region: 1-1770 (589 amino acids)
Cellular component (GO): cytosol
Molecular function (GO): asparagine synthase (glutamine-hydrolyzing) activity
Source: RefSeq, a predicted model, not a curated record